AUGCGAUGUUUUGAGGGGUUGGAUUGCGAGGAGAACGCUAGCUGUAAUGAAUGUAUAGGUGUUGCGUGUACACGGGUAACGACGUUGGAUCCGGAGAGUAAUGGUGUUUUGGCGCUGACAUGUCUACCGUUUGAUACGAGGGAAUACGGUGGAAUCGAGCAAGACGGAUGUCGCACCCAAGGUCUCACCAUCACCUGCAUCUGUCAGUCGCACGAUUACUGUAAUCCCGCCACGCAGCCCUUGUUUUUGAUUUCUAUUAUUCUGGUGUUGCUAUUUAUUCUGUGGCGGCGGUCA
Mesorhabditis spiculigera is the source of this 294-nucleotide messenger RNA. Lineage: Eukaryota; Metazoa; Nematoda; Chromadorea; Rhabditida; Rhabditidae. The record is from the annotation of a GenBank genome assembly.